AUGACAACCUCUAGCGCUGUGGAAGAUGAGCUGCUUACAGACUCUGAUUUAUCAGAUGAUGAAGCGCGUGUUGUGGAGCUGAAGCCGGAGGAGUUGCGGCCAGCGACACCGCGCCCUUCAUACACUGAUGAGGAGUUGAAUCAACUGAUGGAGUAUGUGCAGCGAAUGACGAUAUUGCAGACUUUGGAUCAACGCGAUUGGAAUGAACAAGCCUUGGACACAAUACGUCGUUGGCUAGAAGUGGACAUAAGCGAACCGUUGCUAAGCAUUUACUAUGAAGGAAAUACGCUUAGCGCUACUUUAGGCUUGCCGCCAGUGCCAGUGCAGGACCUAAGUUACUUUCUGCGCGCGACACACAAUGAAAUAUUCACUGUGGACGGAUUUCAUGAUGAGGUACACUUUGGCACACUGCACAGCGACGUGGACAGCUGUCUGCUGCACUUGCUCGAACGUUUAUACGCGCCCAGCUUUCAAAGCUUUAAAGCCUGGAAUGCAACAGUGCGCGAACGCUUCUGCGUGAGCUUAAACAAAUUCCUAACGCUGCUGACCUGCAUGAAUAGCAAACUGGCAGGCAUGGCAGUGCUUCAUGUACCGUAUGUUCAUCACGAGCUGGACGCGCCGGAUAGCUUGGUCUGUGAUCGAGCGCUCGUUAGCAAACUGGAACGCGUUGCUGUCUAUUGGGCAACCCAGUUGCGCACUUUAUUAGGCGAUAGCAAUUUAGUUGCGCCCAAUGAGCUGGCAACCAUUCAGGAUGAGUACGAGUUUUGGGAAUAUCGCUUUGAGGUAUUGCAGGGACUUAACUCGCAGUUGGCGCAGCUGGAUGUGCAACGCUUGCUACAAGUCUUGCGCCAAUGGAACUCGGUGCAUAUGCCACAGCUAGAUGCGCUGGUUAAAGCGGCACAACUGGAGCAGGCUUUGGCAUGGGAUAAUCUCAAGUAUUUGCAAUUGUUGUUAGAGCCUUGCGCGCGCAUUGAGCAGGUCGCAAGUCCAGCGGACGUGUCGGCACUAAUGCCAAAGAUAUUGCAUGUGCUGCGUUUCAUUUGGCAGCACUCAUCGUAUUAUAAGAUUGGCGAGCGCAUCACAGGACUCUUUAGCAAGCUCAGCAAUCAGCUUAUAAAGUAUUGUACGCAAAAGCUGCAGCUGGAGAGCAUAUUGAAAGAUUGUCGUCCACGCUUUGGUCUAGAGAUGUGUCAACUCUCGCUGGAUUGUUGUCUGGCGUAUAAGGAACAUGUGCUGCGGAUGCAGUGUGGCUGGCCACUAAAUCAAGGCAUUGUCUUCAAUCAUGUUGUAGCGUUUAUGGAGCGUUUGCGUAGUCUACUGGACAUUUGCGAGUCCAUGAUAGUCUACGGGCGUUUAGAUGAGCAACAGGCCAUUGCAGCUCCAAGCUUUGGCGGCACACAAGGCGCGCAGCUGGAGCAGCUGGCUGCUAGCGUGGAGCAGCAGUAUAUGGCAAACUUGGAUCAACUUAGAGCUGGUGCACAGCAGCUGCUCAAUGUGCAUAGUGGCGCUUGGUAUGCACAGCUGGCCAGCUAUCGUGGCCAUAUGCAGCGCUUGGAGCAAACACAGGAGCAGCUGCUGCUGCAAGUGUUUCGUGCUGUGUGCAAUGUGGAGGAGCAGCUGGAGGCGUUGAAUGUGCUUUACUACUACAGCUAUAGCGCCAGACUGCGCAAGACGUAUCUGCGUCAGGUGAGCAAGCUUUGGACGCUCUUUGGUCAGGAUAUGGAUGUUACAGCUAGACAACUGCUGCAGCAGCGCCCACAGCACGAGUCUUGGCUGUCACGCGCCUUGAGCUGUCGCAACAGCUUGGAGCGUUUGUCUUGGCUGCGUCAGCGCCUGCACAGCUGUCACAUCUCCUGGCUGCCGCCUGUGCCCGAAGCUAGCGUGCAGCUGGCCAAAUUUGAGCUGUUGCAUGCGGAGUUUGAGCGUGAGCUGCGUUUGGCUUAUAUGCAAUGGCAAGGGGUCUAUAAUACGCGCAAAAUGGGUCAAGCCAAUCAACAGCUGGAGCAGUAUCUGCUGCUGCGCGUCAAGGGCUUGCUGCAGUGUCAACUGGAUUUGGGACUGCUCUCCAGCUGCUCGCAAGCGCAACACUUUGAGCAUCUUGGCUUUGGCAUUCCGCUGCCACUACGCAAAAUCUAUGAGCGUCAUGAGCUGCUGCUGCUUAUCUACAAUAGUUUGCUCCAGCUUUGUCUCAGCUACAACAGCAUACUCUGCCAUUUGUCGCCAAGAGAGCGAAAACUCUUCAAGCCGCUCAUCACACAAUGCGAUCGUCAGCUGGCGCCCGCUCUCUUCAGGCACACAUUUGCCGCUGUGCUCGAGUGCCAGGACAACUACCAGCUAUGGCUUCAAGAUGCUCUGCUGGAAAUUGAGCAGUUGCGUUUGAGCGUUCAGCUGUACAAGCGCGCCAAUCGCCAAAUUGCGCUGCAUUGUGAACAGAUUUGUGACACGCGUCUGUUGGAUUUCAAUUUCAGUGGUGCUGUCGACAUUGCAGUCUUUGAGCAACAGCUCUCCAACUGGCUAAGCCGUGCCAGCAAAUCAUUGCGUCAGCACUACAACAACAUUGUGGAACUAAUGCUUGCCGUUUCAUGGGAGUUUGAUGAAUUUAAGGAUGAGCUCUGCAGCGAGUGGCCGCAAUAUGUGAACGUGUUUGAUGAUAUGCUGGGCAGCGCUUUCUUGUGCUGCAUGCGCACUUCCUUGAUGCUGCUGCUGGCGGCGCUGCGGCUGGAUGAGCAUAUGGCGCCGGCGCCUGUGCUGGUUACGGAAUCGGAUGUGCGCGAGGGACAAAUAGUGUUGACACCCGAUAUGGAAAGCAUAGCAGACGUGCUGCUUGGCAUUAUUGAUCGCAUGUACAGUCUGGUGGAUCAGCUACCGCGUUUGGGUUACAAGCUGAAGCUGCCAAAGGAACAGCAGCGCUCAGGCUUUGCCAAAGUGUUUCGUGAGGAUGCAGAGUGUCUGCAGCUGGUGCGCGGCAUUGAGCUGGAGCUGGACACGCAGCGUAGCGAUAUAGAGCAGUAUGUGCAGCAUUGGCAACAGCAUCAGGCGCUGUGGCAGCUCUCUGAGGAGACUUUCACGCAGCGACUGAUGACCAGUGCCAAGACUGCGCGCAUCUUCGAGGCCAGCAUUGAGCAAUACAGCGCGCUGGCGGAUGAAAUCUGUUUUGUGAAUGCCAUCGCACAUGUUCACUUUGUUUUGAUUAAUCAGAAUGCUAUAAAGAGCACGCUGCUGGAUUGGAUUGAAAAAUGGCAGGCGUUGAAUAUCAAAUUGUUGCUGCAACAUGCCACAUACCUCAUGCAAUCAAUCUAUCGUUAUAUGCAGCGAAAUGAGCGUAAGGUGUUGCAAGUGCCGCGCACCCUUCGCGAAUCUCUGCUGGCCAAGCAGCUAUACGAGCGUCUGCUGCUGGAUUUGCCACUCAUGCAGCAGCGCUGUGUGCCCAUGAUGGAACUAUUUGUACUGCUGCAUAAAUACCAUGUGGGCAUGUCGGAUGAGACGCAGCAACAGGUCAUAGAGCUGGAGUCCAGCUGGCUGCACUAUUUGCAAACGCUGGCCGAGGCUGAGGAGCUGCUGGACACUGAGGAAACGGAGGAUCAUAAGCAGUUGCUAUUGCAACAUGCUGAAAAGUUUAAGCAAUUGUUGAAACAAUUCCAUGAGGACUUUUACUCGAAGCUGCCCAAGAAAUAA
Messenger RNA from Drosophila busckii, 3675 nucleotides. RefSeq names its product dynein-1-beta heavy chain, flagellar inner arm I1 complex. The transcript has 5 exons. The record is from RefSeq and is a predicted model, not a curated record. Bases 1 to 3675 code for a protein of 1224 amino acids. NCBI's taxonomy places the organism in Eukaryota, Metazoa, Arthropoda, Insecta, Diptera, Drosophilidae.